Harpegnathos saltator (Jerdon's jumping ant) is the source of this 3791-nucleotide messenger RNA. It is a transcript of the gene Atf3, whose product is annotated as Activating transcription factor 3. Gene Ontology annotation, biological process: regulation of transcription by RNA polymerase II. Gene Ontology annotation, molecular function: RNA polymerase II cis-regulatory region sequence-specific DNA binding; DNA-binding transcription factor activity, RNA polymerase II-specific. Gene Ontology annotation, cellular component: nucleus. The coding region runs from base 268 to 1395 and encodes 375 amino acids. The transcript is spliced from 4 exons. NCBI's taxonomy places the organism in Eukaryota, Metazoa, Arthropoda, Insecta, Hymenoptera, Formicidae. The record is from RefSeq and is a predicted model, not a curated record.
AAACAAUGGAUUGAAGCCGAUGGAAGUGCACCAAAGAAGGCAAAGAUGGUUCCAUCAGCAGGAAAGGUUAUGACAACAAUUUUUUAGGAUUACAAAGGUGUUUUGUUGAUCGAUUAUCUUCAGAAAGGUAAAACAAUUAACUCUGAAUAUUAUUGUAACUUUUUGGAUCUAUUGGAUGCAAAAAUUUGUGAGAAAAGACUUGCUUUAAAGAAGAAAAGAAUCGUUUUCCAUCAAGACAAUGCACGUGUUCACACAAGAGUUUUGAUAAUGGCAAAAUUCAACGAAUUAAAGUACGAAUUGCUUGAACAUCCAGCAUAUUCACCAGAUUUGGCUCCCUCUGACUAUUAUCUAUUUCCAAACCUGAAAAAAUUCCUGGCUGGAAAGCGUUUUACAUCAAAUGACGAAGCUAUUGCAGCCGUAGAUGGAUAUUUUGCACACCUUCCGGAAUCACAUUUUAAUAAUGAUUUAAAUGGUGAGAGCCCCACCACGGAUAACACCAUCGCCACGACCACCACCAUCGUCAUGUACAAUCUGAAUGUGAACGUGAAUCCCAGCCCGACGGCUGGGGCUGCCGCAGGUCUUCUCGGUGUCGCGGCGGCCGAGGUUACGCCAAGGACACCGGAAAUCGUAAACUCCCUAAUCGCCAUGACCAAUCCCUUCGAGGGCUAUAACAGCAAUGAGAAGAGCAGGGAUCGCACGGACUCAACCAGCAGCGGCGAACCUAGUCCACCGAGUGUUCAGCACACCUGUAGCCAGCUUAUAAAAGAAGGGCUGAAGCUGACAUUGCAGACGAAAAGGCGGGCCAACGGCAGUGGUGAUGAAGGCAGGAAGAAGCUGAAAAAAGAGGACGGCAGCGCUGACGACGAAGAGGAGGAGGAGACAAGCAAUAACAACAAGGGUGGGAUACAUGGAUGGCGCUUUUUGCAGCUGACGCCGGAGGAUGAGGAACGGCGUCGUCGACGGCGCGAGCGCAAUAAAAUUGCAGCAACCAAGUGCCGGCUGAAGAAGCGUGAGAAGACAGUGAUUCUCGUGCAGGAAUCCGAGAUCCUGGAGACGCAAAAUCACGACCUCAAGUCACAGAUUCAGGAGCUGGAGACGCAGAGGCGUAGGUUGGUUGACAUGCUAAGUCUGCAUACUCCGACGUGUCUGAAGCAGGGCGCCGACAGCGCGACUUCCUAUCAGCAGUUCGCCGAGCCGAUCCAGCUGCCGAGCUACCAGGACAAUUUCGUUCAGCAGGCGGCACCGCCGCCGCCGCCGCCACCGCCUGCCCUCAACCAGCCGCAGAACUGCGUCACCGAAUACCAUCCGGUCAAAGUUGAAGAGUACGAGGCCGAUUUCUAUCGGCAGGGUAGUCCAUAUGUGCCGACGACGUCGGAUGCCGGUUGCACGGUCUAGCAUUGCCGUUGUCAUUCCGCGUCGUCAUUAAGGGAGAGAGAAUCUAGUCGAGAAGCUCGGACUUGUGUGCACACGAUGUCUCGUAACUCGCAAACAUGAUUUUUAUUUUAAUAUUUGUAUGUUUUUUUUAGCGAUCCGGAGUCGCUUCACUCUUGACAAACGUUAUCGUUCAUCAUCACUUCUUGAUUUUCCGAUUUUCAUAAUUGACGUUAACUUUAGAGUAUUAACACUUAAACUGUUUGAUGGAAGAGAGCAGAUUUCCUACUUGGAUGUAAAUAACGUCCCGGAUAAUCAAACCUGUAGAAACUGAUUUUGCGCAGUAUUUAUUUAAAAUUUUCAGCAGCUUGUUACCAGAGUGUAAUAUGAUUUAUGAUAGAGUACGAUGGCGGAAACCGUACGGAAUUUGUCAACCAUUUGAACGCGUUAAAACGAAGCAUACCGCAGAUCUCGCUAAAGGAUCCCGCACUCAAUAUAUGGAGUUUGGUUCCCGGCCAAUUUUUCUGGAACUGAUAUAUGUUGUACUAUAUAACCGCCCGAGCAAAAGUCUUUAUGGAACUUAUGGAAGGUCUGAAAAUUAAUAAUUAUUGAGAUACAGAGGUGGAAAGUUUCGUUUUAGCCCUCAUCAUUAUCAAAAAUCUGGCGGUAAAUGGGAUAUGUUUAUGUAUGUGUGUGUGUGUGUAUGCGCGCGUGCGUGUGUGCGUGCGUGCGUACGUGCGUGUGUGCAUGUGUGCGUUUCUUGCAGCCAUGUUUCAAGAAGUAGUGAAAAGUCGUGAAAACGACUCGUUUUGGAGAAUAUUCGACAACAAUUCGUCACGAACAAUAGUCGUGAAAAGCUGUUCGCUAUGAAGUAUCAAUUGAGGAGUAGUCUUAAAAACGGUUUUUUUAAAAAACGCCGAAUUAGUCGUAAAAACGAUAGUUUCAAAAGAUUACUCAGACAAUAUUAUCGGCAAGCAGUAAUAUUAUUAAAAUGGGGAAAGGAAAAUAAACAAUAAAUAAUUAGAACACACACACGUACACACACACACACGCACACGCGCACACGCACACACACACACACACACACAUAAACAUAUCCCAUUUAUCGCCAGAUUUCUGACAAUAAUGAGGGCUAAAACAAAACUUUCUACCUUUGUAUCUCGAUAAUUAUUUUCGGACUUAGGUUCCAUAGAGACUUUUGCUCGGGUGGUUAUAUAGUACAACAUAUAUGAGUUUCAGAAAAAUUGGCUGGAAACCAAAAUCCAUAUGUUAGGUGCAAGGUCCUUUGUACUCUAAAUUUGUUGUCAAAUAAUGUUAGCAGGAUCUAUCGGAUACGAGCUUAAUGCAGGUAUAGAUUAGAUCUAUGGAUCUGCUGUGGCAUUCUAAUCGAAUCUGCUGCCCAUUUAUUCGCAUAUUGCCAAUAUGCUGCUCAUUGUCGUAUUCAAGUUGAAAAGGAUUGCAGGAAAUAGGGGUGAAAUUUCUUAGAAAAAGAUUCUCAUGUAAUAUUGCAAUGUCAAAUGGAAAAAUAAUAAAUAGACGAGAAGACUAAAUAAGAAAGAAAUAUAUUUAUAUCUACAUAAAUGAUAAAAAACGAAAGAAAGAGCAAUAGAAGAGAAAGAGCAGAUAUCUGUGUAUAUAUCUUGUUCCUUCUUGGAUUCAUUAAAUUGAUUACUUUUAAGUGCCAUUAACGCAAUUUUAAACCAACUCACCUUAGGUUAGAUUUAUUAAUCGAUACACAUGCACAUAUACAUGGAUUUUGUUUUAUUGUCUUUCUACCUCUGAUUGACUUCUAUUUUGUCUUAUAAUUUUUCGCUCAAUUGUACUUCCCUCUUUUUUCAAGAGAAAGAAAGAUUACAUAAUUACAUGCCCAUAUAGUAUAGAAGUUGCAACAAUAUUGCUGCAACGUUGCAGCAAUGUUGUUGCAACUUUUAUACUGUAUUGUGUAUGAGAUGAGUAUUCUAUUUGAGUAACAUACUCAAUGCAGUACGAUUAAUGAUAGCAAACAUAAAAUUAUUACAUACAUUCCACGUACAAGAUGAUGAGAGAAUUUAAGUUUGUCGAAACUCGCAACUAUAUUCAGCGGUUAUGUUCUUCUUUUUGUUUUGUGUGUGUGUGUUCAUCUGAGCUUCUCUUUAGUCUCUUCUUCCCCGUAUAAGUCCGUAGUUUAUGAGUAAGCUCGUAAAUUGAUACUACCGUAUUGCAUAAACGCGAAUAAUGACUUAUAUAUUUUCUUUUAUCUUCCUUCAUCGAUUUUCAUGUCUCCUUUUCCUCCUUUUUCGUAUUUUCUUUUUCUUUUCUUUUCUAACGAGCUAAUUAUAUUCGAGAUAAACGUUCGAUGUAGGACGCUUUGAACACAUUCCUUCGUAAUAAUCGUACUGUGACAUUCUUAAGGCCUUAUUAAUGUAAUCGAAGUAAUGUAA